Messenger RNA from Encephalitozoon cuniculi GB-M1, 1965 nucleotides. RefSeq lists its product as uncharacterized. NCBI's taxonomy places the organism in Eukaryota, Fungi, Microsporidia, Unikaryonidae. The record is from RefSeq and is marked provisional. The transcript has a single exon. The coding region runs from base 1 to 1965 and encodes 654 amino acids.
AUGGGUAAUCCAAAGGUAAAUGGAAUUCUAAAAAUAGAAAAUGUGGAAAUCACUGUGGAAGGACGAGAAGUAUGUAAGAGUCAGAGGAUAUUGGCUGCAGGGGUUUGCGGAAUCACUGGUCUUUAUAACACCCUCCGGGAUGCCCUGAUAGCUUCACUGACGAUUCCUGCAGUUCCCAGCACCGACCUGAGGCUUUGCGGCUCCAUUUCUUUUGGUGGAAGUCCCAUGAGCUAUAAAGAACUUCAGAAGAUGAUGAAUCCGUUUGUCAUGUUUUACUCCUGUGAGAGCGUCCAAAGCUCGCUGGAGUUUGUAAAUUUUUCUAAAGUCAAUAACAUGAUAGAUGCCUUUGAUUUGGAAAGCAUACGAAAAUCAGCUAUAUCCGGGCUAACUGUUUCCGAGUCCAGAAGGUGGGAGGCUGCGAUAAGUGUUGCCUCGGAAGCAAAAAUAAUUGUUCUCCGAGACUUUCAUAGUCCCUAUGAGACCACAAAAAAGUAUUUAUCGUUUCUUGGUGAAUAUGCAAGGAACACCGGAUGUCUUAUUUUAGUGGAGGUGGACUUUCCCUUAGAAUAUGGCCUGGAUGGUUGUAUCACCAUUGGGAGUGAUGGCUUCGAAUGCGCCAACUUUUAUAUAGAAGAGGAGGUUCGCAGAUACAGGAGAACGCUGUUUGAGAAUUUCUUGCGAGAGACCGAAGUAAAGCACGACAGCAAGAAGGGAAGAAAAGAAAACAUUUCCGAUGUGUCCGUUGGGGACUUUCUAGAUUCUCCACCAGAUGUGAGUGGGAGUUCUGGAGCUAUUGAGCAUACUUUGCUGGAGAACACAGCAAAUCUCAUUGCACCCUGCUGCCAAAAUGCUUCGGAAGUAGACAAAUACUCAGCGGCUCCUGGACUAGAUGCGUCCAGUGAUUCUGCAUACUUGGAUGUAGAUGCCUUUAAGGAUGAUGUGGUCGUCCACAAGAUUCAGAGCACCGGGCUUCUCCAGAGUCUAGAGCGUAAAGCUAUCUGGAAAGAGCCUAUGAAGAAUUGCUAUAUGAGCAGCUUGAAAGCGCUUUUUGCCCAGUACUUUUGCUCUGUGGAUAUCAGACUUUCUCUGCUACUAACAAGAAGAAAGUGUGUUCUUGAAGAGAGAAGAACUAAGGAUUUCAAGAAGUUCAUAGUCUCAUUUCUGAUGCAUGUAUAUCUAGCUAUUAUCCUGAAGUUUAAAGCAUCCAUAUUCAACGAUGCAGCCUUUGGAACUACUCUUACAUUUUCAGGUGCUUUCCAGAGCCUCUUAGAAGUGUUUAGAGAAUGGUCUGUCUUCGCAGAAAAACUCGUGAAGAAAAUACUCACUACUUCGAUCUGUACCGUGGCCAACGAUGCUCUGCAUAUUCCCAGCCUUUUUUUUACCUCGGCUGUCUCCAUCGGUAGAGAGACGAUGGUGUUUAUUGGGAAAAUAAGAUCUUACAACUGGGAUUUAGUGGACUACAAAAUCAUAUCAACGGGGAUAUAUUUUAUAAUCUUUACAAGGGGGGGAACCAUGGUCAAUGAAGAGAGGGCUCAGGUUCAUAGCCAGGUUAACAGGAUUUAUUCUCCUGGAACGUACUUUUUCCACAUUUUCAUCUAUCUGGUUCUGAAGACAUGGAUUCCUGUUCUUCUGGUCUCCUACAUUCUCAGUUUCAACUUUGCUCCAAUCUUCCUUAUAACAGGCACUUUCACCUGCUCCCUACUAAACUUGGUGCUGAAUCUGAAGCUCAAGUACAUGUUCAUGUGUAUUACUCUUGCAUUUAAUCUGCUGUAUCCCCUAGACGAGGAAAGUUUCCGGAAGAGCUUUUUCCUCCGGUACUCCGAGUCAUUCAACUUCCUGGUUGCAUGCAGGCAAUUUCCUCUAGCACCCUUAAGGGAAAGGUCUAUACUCCUAUACCGCCUUCUGAGAGCGUUUUUGUUUAUAUAUCUCUUUUUCUGCUACAGAUUUUCAAGAAUUCGCGCCUAG